Messenger RNA from Helicoverpa armigera (cotton bollworm), 1293 nucleotides. RefSeq lists its product as uncharacterized. The transcript has 2 exons. Bases 1 to 1293 code for a protein of 430 amino acids. The record is from RefSeq and is a predicted model, not a curated record. Gene Ontology annotation, molecular function: zinc ion binding; nucleic acid binding. Lineage: Eukaryota; Metazoa; Arthropoda; Insecta; Lepidoptera; Noctuidae.
AUGGAUAGCAAUAUUAAUGAUCGGGAGCAAGAGAUGUCAGAUUCUGAAGGGGAGUAUCACCGAGAAGAGAUAAUAGUACAAGCUGAAAUAGAAGAGAAUACAUUAAGACCAGAGAAGCGAGACCGAAGUGAUGAAGAGGAAGAAUGGAAUUUAGUAAAUAGAAAGGAGAAGAAAUUAAAAAUGCAGAAGGAGAAAAUCGAGAUAUAUUUAUCAAGCCAGGAAAGAAUGCCUAAACAAUUUGCGUUAGCCAAAUUGUUUAAAAUGAGUGGUAUAGUGGAUAUAGACAGAGUAAAAUAUAUAAAUUCCUUUAAAGUGCGCAUCGAGGUAGACAAUGAGUUUAGCGCAAAUAAAAUUGAGAAAUGUCAAGCAUUUAUAGACAGGAACUGGAACAUACAGAGGGCUAUGGAAAGAAGCUCAUCCUAUGGGGUAAUUAGGGAUGUGGAUUUAGAUCUGUCGGAUGAAGAUAUAUUAAAAUGUAUAUCCUGUAAGAAGCCAGCUGAAAUAAUAUCUGUAUAUCGGCUAAAACGCCGUGACCCGGAAGGAAUAGGCUGGCAGCCGAGUGAAGCCGUCCAGGUUUGUUUCAAAGGUUCCUUUAUACCACAAUAUGUGUACGUAGAAGGUUUGCGUAUCAAGGUUACACCAUACUUGUUUCCGGUAUCGCAAUGCUCCAAAUGCUGGAAAUAUGGUCACUUGUACAAGAAAUGUCCUUCUAGUAAAGUAGUUUGCCCGAAAUGUGGUGGACCCCACGAGAACUGUGAAACAGAAACCUUUAGGUGUGUCAACUGCAGCGGUAAACAUAUGGCAUUGGCUAAAAAAUCUUGUCCAGUAUUUUUAAAAGAAAAAAAGAUAAGGGAGAUUAUGAACGAGUUCAACUGCACUUAUAGAAAGGCACUAUCGGUUUACGUUCCUCCGUCGCCAGUGAAUGUCGACAACAGCAGUGCUGAGAUGCAGUCGCACCCCAACACGCGUAUUGUUGAGAACACUAAAAUGGAAAUGGAUUAUGUUUUCAGUGAUUCCCCCGUUCAUAUUCCUACUUUUUCGGAAAUUGUCAAGGCAAAGACUUCGAUACCUGUUACAAAAAAGAAAGUCUCACCGGUCAAAUCUUCUGUCAAACAAAAUCGACUGAAUGAUGUGUGCGAAAUAGAUCAGAUUUCGACGACCACGACAGAGACGACUGGCCAGGAUAAGACGGAUAAAAUUCCCUCUCAGGAACAUAAAAAGAAGUCGAUCGCGAUGACGGUUAUGGUGGAGUUGCAGUUCUGGUACACAAAUCAAUUCAAUCUAGCCCGGUAA